UAUUCCUUCAUUUUUUUUCGUAAUAUUUUCCCCAAUUUUUCUCCAUUUUCCCCUAAUAUUUUCUCCAUUUCCCCCUAAUAUUUUCCCCAAUUUUCCUCCAUUUCUCCCCUAAUAUUUUCUCCAAUUUUACUCCAUUUUUUCCCUAAUAUUUUCCCCAAUUUUCCUCCAAUUUUCCUCUCCUAUUCCCCUCAUUUUUCCCCAUUUCCCCCCGCUAUCCCCAUGGAAUCCCAAUGCGAUUACUCCAUGUACUUCCCCGCCGUCCCCUUCCCUCCGCGGGAAUUUCUGGCGGGAGAUUCCUCCGGUUACCGCGCCCUGCCCCGCCGCAACCACCUGUACCUGGGCGAGACCGUGCGCUUCCUGCUGGUGCUGCGCAGAAACGCCGCGAACCCCGACAGAAAUCCCGAUAAAAAUCCCGACAGAAAUCCCGAUAAAAACCCCGAUAAAAACCCCGAUAAAAAUCCUGAGGGAACUCCCGCCCACCCCGACAGAAGCCCCGCCCACUCCGGGUCAAACCCCGCCCACCCCAGCCAAAGCCCCGCCCACCCAGACAGCGGCCCCGCCCACCCCGGCGGCGGCCCCGCC
Messenger RNA from Melospiza melodia melodia, 582 nucleotides. RefSeq names its product cGMP-specific 3',5'-cyclic phosphodiesterase-like. The transcript has a single exon. The record is from RefSeq and is a predicted model, not a curated record. Gene Ontology annotation, molecular function: alpha-tubulin binding. Lineage: Eukaryota; Metazoa; Chordata; Aves; Passeriformes; Passerellidae. The annotation marks the transcript as partial. Gene Ontology annotation, biological process: cilium assembly. Gene Ontology annotation, cellular component: TRAPPII protein complex.